UCAGCAGCAGUGUUCACACGGACUCGGUGCAUAGCAACAGGUCAGUGCGCCCUGAGCACAACAUUAGCAUUCACCAUGGACUAGGACUGAGGCCCACUGAGCAGAAAUGGGAGCUCCUGUUUCCCCGUGACUUGUGAUUAUUUCUCCCCGUCCAUCAAUCAAGCCUCUGGCAAAGUCAGAGAACAGCAAUGUGAGUUGAACGUGCUCCGGUGUGAUGGCAUACAUCCUGGGGUCUGUAUUUACGUGGACAUUCAAGGGGAUACUGUGCACCUGCAGGUUCCUUUGGAUAUGUCCUUACAAUGCGAUCAAAUUCUUACCACGGAAAAAGCCUAUUCUGGAGGACACAAACUACCAGCCAAAACAAUUUACAGGUUGUGAACGGAAAGCGAGUCCCGCCAUACCUGGCAGCCCUGACCGUACAGGUGUCCUUCACGACAGACUGACCAAAACUGAGAAGGAGAUCCUGUCUCUAAAGACCAGGAUAGCCUGUGAAAAGGCAUCAUGGGAGAGGAGGUUUACAGAGCUGCAGAGAAAACACGAAGAGCUAUGCAACCAGCUUGUCUCAGAAAUUGGAAUUUUGAAAGUGGUCAACUAUGACAACAAAGGAGAGAUGGAGGUGGACAAUGGAGAAUUAUCUGAUGAAAGCUCAGGCAGUUCAUCACGAAUAAUAGGAUCUGAAGGGUCAUCAAGAGGCAACACUUGUGCAAACAGCUUGUCGGGCAGCCAGUUAUCAUUAUCAUCAGCAUCAAGCUCCAGGUCGUCCUCUGCCCAUUCUUUAACCACCAGUGUGGGUUCAUGGAGGACGUCCCAUGGGCCUCACCGGGUUUUUGUCCCCCAUUCCCCUAUGGACUUGCAGCUGGGUCACCGGGUCAGAGUCAUGCUGCCGUCUAGUCGGAUUAGCACAGGAACUCUUCGCUUUCUGGGCCACCUGCAGGGGGAGCCAGAUCUCCACCUGGGGGUGGAGCUGCAAACACCUGAUCAUGGCCUGCAAGAUGGCAGCCACAUGGGACACAGCUACUUUGAAUGCAAGCCUGGAUAUGGUGCCUUUGUACCAUUCAACAAACUGCUGAUGGCCUGGGAAUGAUAAAAACACAGUCACAUGGAAACUAGCAGAGCAGCCUAUCUGGAUGUAUCAACAGAUUAGAGGAACAACUGAAUGCAAAACACCGGUUAUAGUCAUGCAUCUGAUCCAGCUGUCUGAAAACUACAGUGGGGUAAAGCUCAUGUCAAAGCAAGCACUAACAAUACAUACAUGUCUUUUAAAUAUGUGAACAGAUAUAAAUUCAAGUGUUAUUCACAAUAAAGUAUUAACAUUUCGGUAAA
Myripristis murdjan (pinecone soldierfish) is the source of this 1323-nucleotide messenger RNA. RefSeq lists its product as uncharacterized. Bases 215 to 1084 code for a protein of 289 amino acids. NCBI's taxonomy places the organism in Eukaryota, Metazoa, Chordata, Actinopteri, Holocentriformes, Holocentridae. The transcript has 8 exons. The record is from RefSeq and is a predicted model, not a curated record.